AUGCAAACACCCACCGCAGCCUCCUGGCAGCGGCAGCAGCCGCCAUCGCCUUCGCUGAUGUCGCCGCCGAGUGCGCCGCGACAGCACGGUGGCGGACGCCAUCAGCAUGGCCACCGCCACCAGUACCAGCGCCUGCCUCGCGCUAGCGUACCCGCUCCUCCACCCUACUCGGAUUUCAGUGGGGUCGCGCCUGCCGGCGAGUCGGUAUCGCCACUCUUGUGGUCAUCGGAAAUGCCCUCGCCGCUUCGAUCACCGCCCCAGCAUCAGCAGCCGUAUCACAGGCGAUAUCGCUCCUCUCUGCCGGCACCGCCGCCGCUGCGCAUACUGACACUCUCGUCGGACCACUCAUCCCUGCGGCGCACACGCGCAAAUGCGCCGCGACAGCAGCAGCAGCGUGCCCAUUAUGUCGACUCGAGCGCUCGCCCUGCCGCGGGUCGCGCUCCUCCGCUGUCGAUCGCCGCCUUGGAAGAGCAUGGCGCAGCGGAGGCUACUGCCCGUCGUGGGUCUCGCAUCCAUCAUCGACGAAGCACACGCGGUCGCAGCAACGUGCAGCCGCACCCCUCUGCAAUGGUGCUGAGCAAAGACCAAGGAGAAGAGGAGACGCUCCCGUCCACGCCAGUGAAUCAGCGCAUCCCGGCAAUGGUAGUGCCAUCGUAUGACGUGUGCAACCUCAACCUUUCCGGUGUCGGUGAGAGUGGACCAGCAGCAGCAGCAGCGGUGGUGGCGGGUGGUACUUACAGGUCGUCAUCGCUCACCUCGCAGGUGUAUCAGCUCAAAACAGCGCAGCCACAGCCGCAGCUCCUCCAAAAGCUCAAGUUGGUGGACGGUGUAUGGCGGGGCGUUGUACCUCCGCAGCAGCAGCAGCAGCCACCGACAUCAGGGCAGCCGAUGCAACGUGGUACGGCCGACCACCCGUACCAUGACCAGGUUGCGUGCCACUCAUUCAACAGUCACUGUGGCGGCUGUGAGAGGUGUCUUGAAGGCGUCGCGGACGGCGCACACGUCGAGGGUAGCAGCAUGGGCAUCCACGGCGAGUCAGCGUUGGCAAGGGCUCCUGCCUCCCCGACAAGGUGUCACCUGGCGAAGAGCCCAACAUACAGGACACCAGCAAUGACCACCACCACCGCCGCCGAGACAUCGUGCGACCCCUCUAUGUCGGCUCUCGGCGGUGACUGGCGCUCACCGAGCCUCGCGGCGGCGAAUAUGUGGUGUCACCAUCAGCACUACCCGCAGCUGUACCACGCUCGUACUACAUCCGCAUCGGUCGCAAUGCGUAGCAGCAGCGUCGGCCUAUCCGACGGCCUCGACAUGGCUCUUUCACCCAUCUCCACCCCUGCGCGUGCGCCACGUACGCCCCGGCAGCUGCAGCUCGAUCUGCAUCGCGUUCACUACUACCACCAUGCCCACUCUCUGUCAGUCCCCUCUCUCGCUUCUGAGGGGCCGUACACCACUUAUGGGCAGUGCAGCACGCCGCGCGAGGCCGAUCUGGCCGCCGACACGCCGUUGUCGACGGCUCCCGGCGCCGCUGCUUCGGUGGCCGGCCGGAGCUACCACCAACCGUUGGUGACACCCACAAUCGUGAUUGCGAGGGCGACCCCGGCGGCGGCCCGAGACGCACUCAUUGCCUCCACAUCUAUCGGAGCACCACUACUGCACAACAACGCGCGCACAAUGCCGUCAUCGAUCGCCUUCGACCUCGCUUCUGCGACUGCAGCCGCCAGAAACCUUCGCGCGGGCAGCGGCGUUGAUGUGGUCACUCGCCGCGGCGGCGCAAUCGCGGACCAUGACGAUGAUGAUGACGGCGCAGCACUUCUGCGCGCCUCCUCCUCCGCGCACUUGCGCUAUCGGCGCAAUGCAGAUUUUCUCUAUGCCGUCGACAGCGCCGACGAGUGCGAGACCACUGCGGUGCCGAUGACCAACGCUGCCACGGCGGAGGGCAAUGCGUUUAUGCUUGCAGCUGCGCAAGCCACCGCGACCAUGGACUCGCCAGUGACCCUGUCGCACUUCGUCUCCUCCUCCUCCUCUUCAGCGCCGUCGUCUGAGUACUACAGUCCGCAGCAGCUCCGUGUUGGCGACGCGCAGCAGAGGGCACCGGGGACAGCGACGCCGGCGCGGACAGCGGCCCAUCGCACAUAUCAGCCACAAAACUCGGCACCAUACGACAGACAUGGCGCACACGCCGCUUCGCAGCCUCCUUACGUUGACAGCGGCGGUAUCCUCCACCGCUGCGCCACCCUGACCCCUCUUCGGUCCCUGCGCCACGACGCGGUUAGGUGGGAGGGCGCCAAACUCCUGACCACCCCUCCCAACGCCACCUGCUGCGCCGCCAGCACGGGAGAGGGAUGGCGUUCCCCGAUGCUGUGGGACCCGCGCCAGGCCCGCGACGACCUCGAGAUGGAGGCUGUGAAGCAUGUUGCGCGGUUUGCCUUGGCACAGGUGGCCGCCACAGCAGCAGCGGCGGGUCCAGCAGCAGCAACAAUUUGGUCUUCGGUCUCGCCGUCUCCCGCGUACGCCACAGCGCCUUUUGACACCGUGGCGCAGGCAACGGUGGUGGCGGUCUCGCCGUCGCACGCGCGGGAUGCGAGCCGCCCGGAAGAGACGCGCGAUUACUCGGUGAGUCAGGAUACCGUCGCCGUUGAGGGGGAGGAAGAGGAAGCGGCGGAGUGGCUGGAGCUUCUCCUGCACUACCGCGACCGCGAAAACGAGAGUGGACGCAUUCGUCGUGCUCUCGUUGAUGCUUCAACGGCGCCGCAGGUGCCAACGGCAGAGACCGAAGGCGCCAGCAACCCCAGCGCGGUCGCGGCGGCGACGCUCUCAUGGUGGGCUACCUCGUCUCUUAUGCGUGAAGGGCUUCCAUCGCGCGGUAACGGAGGUGCACUACAGCAGCCACAGGGGCGGCAGCUGCAUCACGCUCGAGCUCCGUCUGCGGUUUCUUCGCCAUCGACAGGGACAGCAACGCGAGCGGCGUUGGCGCCACCUCCAUCGCAGCUGUGUGCCGUCAUGACAGCACACAGGGCGGCUCGCACGAUAGCGCGGUGCGUACACUACCACGUGUGGCGCAUGCGCGAGGGCGAGCGCCGGCGCGUCUCUGCCUCCGUCGCCGCGCGCCUGUCACGACACGCGUCGCAGCGCGCUGUGUAA
Messenger RNA from Leishmania braziliensis MHOM/BR/75/M2904, 3141 nucleotides. RefSeq lists its product as hypothetical. The coding region runs from base 1 to 3141 and encodes 1046 amino acids. NCBI's taxonomy places the organism in Eukaryota, Euglenozoa, Kinetoplastea, Trypanosomatida, Trypanosomatidae. The transcript has a single exon. The record is from RefSeq and is a predicted model, not a curated record.